Aspergillus bombycis is the source of this 3435-nucleotide messenger RNA. RefSeq names its product putative serine/threonine protein kinase. Gene Ontology annotation, biological process: actin cortical patch assembly; regulation of transcription by RNA polymerase II; protein autophosphorylation. The transcript has 7 exons. Lineage: Eukaryota; Fungi; Ascomycota; Eurotiomycetes; Eurotiales; Aspergillaceae. Gene Ontology annotation, molecular function: transcription coregulator activity; ATP binding; protein serine/threonine kinase activity. The record is from RefSeq and is a predicted model, not a curated record. Gene Ontology annotation, cellular component: mediator complex; cytoplasm. Bases 1 to 3435 code for a protein of 1144 amino acids.
AUGUCCUAUCAGUCGAACCCCCCAUCCUAUCAGAGCCAUGCCGCCUCUCAUAGGCCGAUUCCGUCGUACAAUCCGUUGGCCGCGGUGAACGCCCCGGCAGGCACCUUCUUGCCAGGAACCAAAGUCCAGGUCGGCAAUCAUCGCGUGAUCGUCGAGAAGUACCUCUCCGAAGGUGGAUUUGCCCAUGUCUACGUCGUGCGUCUUCCGCAACCCGUCGAGGGUUCAGAUAGGGCGGUGCUGAAGCGGGUCGCCGUGCCGGACAAAUCGGCGCUCGCCAACAUGCGGACCGAGGUCGAGACAAUGAAGAAAUUGAAGGGACACCGGCACAUUGUGAAGUAUAUCGACUCCCAUGCAUCUCAGCUGCGAGGUGGCGGCUACGAAGUGUUCCUGCUCAUGGAGUUCUGCUCGGGCGGAGGCUUGAUCGACUUCAUGAACACACGCUUGCAGCAUCGGUUGACAGAACCGGAGAUUAUCCAGAUCUUCUCGGACGUAGCCGAGGGCGUCGCCUGCAUGCACUACCUGAAACCUCCUUUGCUGCACCGCGAUCUGAAGGUGGAGAACGUUCUCAUAUCUCGACACGGGACCUCAAGUGUCUAUAAGCUGUGCGAUUUUGGCUCUACAGCACCCCCUCGUCCCGCGGCGACUUCGGCUGCGGAGGGCCGCCUGAUUGAGGACGAUGUGCAGAGGCACACGACGCUGCAGUACCGGAGUCCGGAGAUGAUCGAUGUCUAUCGCAAGCAACCGAUCGACGAGAAGAGCGAUAUUUGGGCGCUAGGUGUACUUCUAUACAAGCUAUGCUACUAUACAACGCCGUUCGAAGAAGUGGGCCAAAUGGCCAUCCUGAAUGCGACCUACAAAUUCCCGUCUUACCCUGUUUUCUCAGAUCGCCUCAGGAUGCUCAUCGCAUGGAUGUUGAAGGAGCACCCGCAAAAGCGCCCAAAUAUUUAUGAGGUAGUGCAAGAAGUCUGCCACAUGCAAGGAAAAGAAGUUCCCAUUCGAGAUAUCUACGCGAAUCGCUCUACGUCGGAAGCCCGCCGGUAUCAGGAACUCCCGCCGUCCCCGACGGAGACACCGCCAGUCGGCGCAGUGUUCUCUCCACCGGUCCAGGAGACCCAGAUCAUCCCAGAGAUUGCUCCCAUGCGGCGCGGCCGGCCGACAAAACCGACCAGUUCUCAGCACACGUCCGCAAAGCCAAGCCCCUCCCCGUUCCGUGGUGGCUCCACCGACCCCUUCGCCGUCCUGGAUGGCAGCCAGAAAUCCCGGGACUCUGCGGACGAGUUUACGAAUCGGUUCCCCUCGUUGGAUCAGUUUGAUAUUCUGCACGAGAAGGGUGGCACGUUCGACUUCGAGCCAGCGUUCGCCGAGACGAAACAAGAGGAUGACGGUCUUGCGCAGAGGCUCACAAAUGCCUUGGCCGAUGAGGCCUUCGCGAAACGUCCUUCUCCCGCGGUGAAUGAGCAGACUCCCCAAUCCCCGGCACAGAAGCCGCCCCAGCAGUCGCACGUCAAGAGUCGACCCUCCGAGUCUUUCAACUACCGCGAGGAGCCCCAGCAGUCGCCGGUGCCACUGUACCAGCCAGUGCCGCAGAAGCCGACCAUGGUCUCCACAGGCACGAUGACGUCGCCACCCCACACGCCGUCGGUGCCGGAACUGAAGCCCCCUAGCCGCCCCAUCUAUCGAUUUCCUUCAUCAGACCAUCAACGCCGGCCCUCCAGCCAACCGUGGCCCGCGGACGGCGACAAGAAAGUUUCCCGGCCCCUCAACCCUCCGUCCCCUACGAAGCCCUCCGCGGACCCAAGAACAUCUGCGGACCGCAUCUCCGAUCUGUCGACCUCUUCGUCGAGGCCUUCCUUGGAAGGCAUGCGACCAUCGACCUUGGAGUUGGAAGAGCUUACCAGUCGAUCCAAAUCGGCCAACAGCAGAUCUCGCCCGUUUUCCGUCCAGGCAACUUCCAAGUAUGACUUUGGCCGAGGCUCCGAGAGCGCACGCUCCUCACUCGAUAUCCCCAGGCCCUCAUACGACAUGGGCGCGCCGCUGCAACAUGCGCGGACCGAGGCGGACCGGGCCAACAUCUCGUCCGACAUCGACUAUCUCCGGGCGAGGGAAGAGGAGAGCAACCGGAAGAAAGAGAAGCGGUACAGUGGCACCUCCAAACACACCAAGCGGUCGAGUCUUUCUACGUUAUCGCUGUCGGGGACCAAGACAUUGUUUGCAGGUCGAUUUGGCGAUGCAUUCCGGCGAAUUGGUCGAGCGCCCGCCGAACUCAGCGACGCCGAGAACGACGACAUCUCUCCGGAGAUGCGUCGGGAGCUGGAGCGCCGACGUCUCUCCCAGGAGGAGAAGCGCGUCGCCAACGCUGCUGCCGAGUAUCGCCGACAGGUGGCGGAACGAGGGGAGGGGGGCUUCCGACCCGAUACACGGUCGUCAAUCCAGAACCGAGUGCAGACAUUCUUGGAGGAGAGUAACAAGUCGGCGCCUGCACCGAAGACGGCAACGGGCUAUGGCCGGUUCACAGAGGAGAUGAACCCUGCUUUGCCGGCAAAGCAGAAUGAACCUCUUCCGGAGCCGCGGAUCAACACUCGCGCGGCGGGGCCCCUGUACGGAUCGCAGGGACAAGCAUCGCCCGUGAAGGACCGGUGGGAGACGGCGGGUCUGCCGCGGCAAGAGACGACAAAUAGUGGCUAUGCGCAAUCACAGCGCACGGGAUCAUCUCGGCCCGCAGCACCUCCCAAACCGAAGAGCCUGCGCGUGAGGGGAUCGGAGGCGAUCAGCGAGCGCAGCCAGGCCACGCCUACUACGCCGAGCGAAGACUGGGAGGCCAACUUCAGCCGACGGUUCCCCAGCCUGUCGGGACUUGAGAUGGAGACGGAGAUCGAGUUACCCAAUAUCCCACUCCGGACGAAGGAAUCCACAAAAAUGGCACCUAUAACCCUCAGCCAAGUCGACACCGACCUAAAAGAAGCAAUCCAACACCUCUUCGAAAUCCAAUCCGCCGUACACGGCUACCUAGGCCCAGAAACGCAACAAGAACUCGUCCGGAAAAUAAAAUCCUUAACCCAAACCCUCUCCGCGCUGCACAAAAACACCGCCGACCCGAACACAGAAAUCCCCGUUGGCAACCCCCGAGACCCCAAUCUGGGCUCCGUGCAACUGCCCCCCGAGAUCAUCGACUACGUGGACGCGGCGCGCAACCCGGAUAUCUACACGCGCGAGUUUGUGGAGCUGGUGCAGCGGGGCAAUCAGGAUCUGAAGGGGAAGAGGGAGGCGUUUGCGGAGUUUCGGGAUGUGUUGGCUAGGGAGCUGAGGAGUGCGGUGCCUGGGUGUAGGGGGGAGGUUGAGCGGGUUAUGGAGGGGCUUGGGGUUGGAGUUGGGAGUGGGGGUAGGGAACAGGGGAGGGAAUCUACAAGGGGGAGGGAUAGGGAUCAGAGAUUGUGA